Messenger RNA from Xiphophorus maculatus (southern platyfish), 6200 nucleotides. RefSeq names its product anoctamin 1 (gene ano1a). NCBI's taxonomy places the organism in Eukaryota, Metazoa, Chordata, Actinopteri, Cyprinodontiformes, Poeciliidae. Gene Ontology annotation, cellular component: plasma membrane. Gene Ontology annotation, molecular function: chloride channel activity; protein dimerization activity. Gene Ontology annotation, biological process: chloride transmembrane transport. The record is from RefSeq and is a predicted model, not a curated record. The transcript has 25 exons. Bases 1472 to 3799 code for a protein of 775 amino acids.
GCUAAUUAUCAUGAGGAUGACAAGCGCUUGAAGCGGGAGGAGUUUGAGCAAAACCUUCAAGAGAUGGGACUGGAGCUGGAGAAGGAUGAAGGGUGUAAGGAGGCCUGCUGCUGCCAGACACACACUUCGAUGAGUAUAACAUAAUGAUGAUCAUGUCUGCAUUCCAAUUUUCUUCAGUAUAAAUUGGCCUUCGGGACUGUUUUCAUCAUGGGCAACAUAUGCUCUAUAGAUCAGAUUUAUCACCUGCUGCUGCUUCCUCAGGAUGGAAUAAACACUCUGGUACCACAAAGACAUGGAUGCUGCUAGCAGCUUUGUUGUGGAAUUCUGAGUAGAAAAAAUGUUUUGUAUUUCAGAAUUACUCCAAUUGAUAUUUCUAAGAUUUUGCAAUGAGUCAUUUGUUGCUGCAAAAAGUGUGUGCUGUCUUGUCAAGAUUAAUAUAUCUUGUCAUAGGCUAUUUUACGCAAGGGAAUCAAAGACAAACUUGAACCUUCAACAAUGUUAACAGUAUCUAAUAUCAAAAUAUUAGGAAACGAGUUUCCAAAAACAAACAUAAGAAUUAGUAGCUGAACAUCAGUAAUGAUUAUCCUAACUGAAAAGCAGAAAUCCACCAUGACGGGAAGAGGAUCGGAAAUGCAGGACAUCUGAGUAGCUGUUGACUGAUGAACUGAGGUUGAUAUUUGAAGCCUUUUUUCUUAUACAUAUUACCUAGAAUAAGAAGUGUGCUGCAUGAAUGGAGUCAUGGAUCCAAGGUGGUUUGUACCUAUUAAUGCAGAGUGUAAAGAUUUUCAGAAAAUUUCUGUGCAAAAGAUGAAUGGAGUUGAAUCGUCUUCCUGUCAAACAGCAUUAAAAUCGGCAUGAGUGACCCUUUGCAACAGGGCCGUCUUUGUUCAAAAUCGACUUCUGGGAAAGGCUUUUAGCGACUUGCAGUGAUAUGCAGCCUGUCUUCAGAAGUCACAGUAAAAAGCCUGAGACUGUAUAAUCAUCUUAUGGUAAAGUCUGUGAUCUGGACAGACCUCUUGCUGUAUGGAAAGCAAGCAAUGGGAUUUCUUUCCAAGUACAUAAGCAAUUAUUAUUGUUAUUAUAGAACUUCUUACACCCUCGUAUUUCUUAUAAAUUAAAAUAAAGCUGAUAGGACUUUAUAUUUUUGGGUUUAUACAGGUUCAGUUUUUCUAUCAAAUCCUUUGCAUUCCUUAUCAUAUAAAAUUGGUAUUUUUACUCUAUACAGUGAUGUUUGCAUUUGUUAUAGAGUUUCAGUGCAGAACUGUUUUAUUAUUCAUCACUUAUCUCCUAGAAAAUGUUUUUUUUUCACAGAUUGCACACAUAGCAGUUCUCCAUCUCUUCACCAGACAGGUCAGAGGUCAGAGGUCAGAACUGAGGGGCUUGAAGUACGUCUGACUGUGGUAAAAUCGCCGGAAUUGGCUUCUUAAAGAUCCAUGCUCCCUGGGCCGUUUUGUGUCGAGAGGCUGAGAUCAUGAAGCUCAAGAUGCCAACAAAGCAGGUUUAUGAAGUGAAACAAGGCAGCAACCUGGUGGAGAAAAUCCGACUGUUCAUUCACAAAGUCACUGAUCCUCUCCACCCAAAAGUGGGUCCCAAACGGCCCGGAGAUGCCAAAUCGCUCUCCCUUCCUUUUUCAAAGGAGAAGCAGCACCUUUUUGACCUCUCUGACAGAGACAAGUUCUUUGACAGCAAGACAAGAAGCUCCAUUGUCUAUGAAGUACUGAAGAGGAUACGAUGGACCAGACCCAACUACUCCUUUGGGAUCACCAGUCUGCUAGCCAACGGUGUCUACACAUCUGCUUAUCCACUGCAUGAUGGAGACAUUGAGGGGGUUACUGCAGAGCCCAAUGACAGGAAGUUAUUGUUCGAGGAAUGGGCCAGCUACAGUGUUUUCUACAAGUAUCAACCUAUUGGACUGAUCAGGAAGUACUUCGGAGAAAAAGUUGGCCUCUACUUCGCCUGGUUAGGAGUUUAUACCCAGAUGCUCAUCCCAGCUGCCAUCGUUGGAGUCAUUGUGUUCCUUUACGGCUGCGCCACAGUUGAUGAUAACAUACCUAGCAUGGAGAUCUGUGAUCCCAGGAACAACAUCACCAUGUGUCCGCUGUGUGACAGUGUCUGCAGCUACUGGAAGCUGGAGACGGCGUGUGGCACAGCCAGAGCCAGCCACCUGUUUGACAAUCCAGCAACAGUCUUCUUCUCCAUCUUCAUGGCUCUUUGGGCUGUUCUCUUCAUGGAGCACUGGAAGAGGCGCCAGAUGCGGCUCAACUACGUCUGGGACCUGACGGAUUAUGGAAUGGAAGAGGAGGAGCACUAUAAGGACCACAACAGAGCUGAGUAUGAGCUGCGGGUCGCAGAAAAGACCAUGAGACAAGAUCAAGAAGGCCCAAAGGAUGAGAAAGUGAAGCUAACGUGUACAGACAGAAUGCCAGCUUACCUGACCACUGUGGUCAUGAUGGGCUUUAUGAUUUUUGUAACCCUUGUGAUCACCUUUGGGGUCAUCCUGUACCGGAUCAGCAUCAAGACUGCGCUGCACCUGAGCACCUACCCUGCUGCACGCUCCAACAUCCGAGCCACCGUGAAAACCACCGCCGCCAUCAUCAACCUUGUCGUCAUCAUCAUCCUGGAUGAGAUCUACGCUCUCAUCGCCCGCUGGCUCACCACUCUGGAGGUUCCAAAGACAGACAAGAGUUUUGAGGAACGCCUCAUUUUCAAAACAUUCAUCUUGAAGUUCGUCAACGCCUUCACACCCAUCGUCUACCUGGCUUUCUUCAGAGGAAGACUGGUUGGGAGACCUGGAAAGUAUCUGUAUGUGGUUGGCUCCUACAGGAUGGAGGAGUGUGCUCAUGCAGGCUGUCUCAUGGAGCUGUGCAUACAGCUGUGCAUCACCAUGCUGGGCAAGCAGCUCAUCCAGAACAACCUCUUUGAGAUUGGCAUACCGAAGCUAAAGAAACUUCUCCGGAAAAGGAAGUCAGAACUGACCUCCAAGCAAGAAGAGGAGCUCCACAAAACUCUGAAGUGCUAUGAGAAAGAUCAUGUCCUGGGUCCUUUUGUUGGCAUCAAUCCUGAGUACAUGGAGAUGAUUAUCCAGUUUGGCAUGGUGACGCUCUUCGUGGCCUCCUUCCCUCUGGCGCCGCUCUUUGCUCUUCUGAAUAACAUCAUCGAAAUCCGACUGGAUGCCAAGAAGUUUGUGUUGGAGCUGCGGAGGCCUAUUGCAGCCAAAGCCAAGGACAUUGGUAUUUGGUACAACCUGCUGAGGGGCCUCAGCAAGGUGGCUGUCAUUGUUAAUGCUUUUGUCAUCGCCUUCACGUCUGACUUUGUCCCUCGACUCGUCUAUCAGUACACCUACAGUCCUGAUGGGACUAUGCAUGGCUUUGUCAACCACACGCUGUCAUAUUUCAACGUCAGUGACUUUCAGAAGGGUACAGAACCAAGUAUCCCUAAGUUUGAUGUAAAGGUCUGCAGGUAUAAGGAUUACAGAGAGCCUCCCUGGUCCAACACACCGUACGAACUGUCCAAGGAGUUCUGGGCCAUUCUGGCCGUCCGCCUCGCCUUCGUUAUCGUCUUCCAGAACGUGGUGAUGCUCAUGAGCGACUUUGUGGACUGGCUCAUCCCAGACAUCCCCAAGGACAUCAGCUUCCAGAUCCACAAGGAGAAGCUCCUCAUGUUGGACCAUUUCAUGAAAGAAGAGGGGAGAAGACGAGACAACUACAACCAUGACGGCUACAACAGCCCCUCGUCGGGUAAUGCCAGCCCCCAUCAGCUCCAUUCACGCCCCUCUUUCCAUGCUAGAGCUGGCUGGUAACGUUUCACAAACGAGUCCUUAAAGCAUGGCUUCCUUCUUAUCAUCAGCAAGGCUUCUGUUGCAUUUCCAUUGACUGGGAAUUUUAAAAUAUCCCUGAUGUGUUCCUGUCACAAUUCUGUCCCUGGAUUGUUUCCCAGAAUGUUCCAUCUUAGAUGUUAUUCAAAUCACACAUCCUCAGUUACUGACAAAGAACUCUGUAAAUGACGUCCUGUUGCCGAUGCACAAAUCUGCCAAACUUAUUCAUUAGAUGUAGUAGAGGAACAAGCCAUUAAGGGUCACUGCGGGGCCGAGUUCAUGUUUACUCGGAUGAAGCCAUGCCACCUCUGCCAUGGGACCAACUCCUUUCAUUUUGAAGACAAUCUGAAACUCCGUCCAAACAAUUAUCAUCUUUUUCCUUAUCUUAUUUCUGGGGAAUGGUUCCAAAGGAGAUAUCCUGAUAUGUAUCCAACUUCUUUGUUGCACAUAUAUGUACAAACACAGGUAUUUAUUGACUUACUUUAUAAAAUAUUCAGCAUGUACAGGCACAUGCGCAUUGAUUUCAGAAUUAGAAGCUGGUAUCAAAUGGCUCUUGGCAUCUUUUCCUUCAAUAAUUACUCAUAUGUUACAAUCACUUUGUGUUGUUGGGAUUCAAGUACAGCUGUAGAUUAUACGUAUGUACCAGAAGAAAAGGAACCAUCAAUACUGAGAUAGUUGUGAAUAGUUUUAAUGCCUGAUUAACUUUAGUCUGUAGAGAGCAACAAGUUUAUAAUAAUUAGUGUUUUUAACAUUUAUCAUAAGCAAUUUAGCAGACAGUGAGAAACCAUAUGAUGCAUCAUUAAUAUUCUGCUUGUUUGUGAUUGUUUUACUUGAAGAGCACAAAACGAAUGACUUCAGGACCUUUAACGUUGCUAACUUUGGGUGUAGAAUUUCAGACAAAAGAAAUAAUAUCAGAAGUUAGUCAAGAGUUUUCUCUAUUAAGAUUCAAAGACUUUCUAGAAAACAAUAAAAGCAAAAGAAAAUCAAGCUUCUCCAAAGACUAAACACACUCGCAUAAGAUGGCUGUGUUUUAUGGCCAAUUUCCUACCUUCAACAUUAGUAAAGAUUUAUUGAAAAUAAAAUUAUGGAAGAACUGUAUAUUGGAAAAAACACAGUUAACUUUUUUAGAUUUAACUUUGUUAAAUGGAUUUUCCAUUUGCUCACCUUUAAGACUUUUGUAACAUAAAGCUAAAAAUAGAAUCCAUCUUUAAGACUGCAGAGAAACUGGAAUUUCAACUGAAAAACAUCUGAGUGUUUUGAAGCUAAAAAUUCUUAAUGUAUUUGAAAUGGUGUUAAAAUGAUAUUUGGCUUUGUGAUGAUAUUAAACGUGUGUGUAAAGUAAACCAAUAUUAUACAUAACCAAAAGGUUGAUUGUACCAUAAAAAUGUUAUGCUGUUGCAACUCUUCUUGUCCGAUGGCCUUCAGUCUGAACGCAAAGCGAGGAUCACCAGAACUAACUCUGCCUUAUAAUCUACAAACUGGGAUUGAAACAGUUACCAGAUUAACUUAUUGUCCUCCCAUCCAAUGUGCCACUGUAUACCAGUGAACCCUGAUGAAGCAGGGCUUUAUCAUUAUCUUGCCUUAUUUUCACUACUUAAAAGAAUUUUUGAUUUGACUAUACUCUGUAUCCUUUUACCUGUACUUUCUCAAAGACAGAAUAGUUUUGUUUUCUUAACUGCUAAAGCAAAAUGUGGAAGUGACUGGAAAUUGCAUUGAAGAGUGGAAGUGGAAUAGAGUCAGUGUGUACUGUCAGACCAAUUUCUAACUGAGGGAUUCAACCUGUUCUUAUUUCAGCUCCCACCUCAGACUGAUGGAAUGUAUUAGUUUUUUUUAUCAAAUUAUGUAAAAUGCAUUUGACAUAGAAAUGUCUUUUUGAUUAGAUUAGCAUGACAUUCCACUUAUUAAAGGGACUCGUGACAUAACAAACUUUUAUUCUUCUCACUUGGUGUUAAGAUUCAAGAAGAAACCAUCAGAUGAACUGUUUGCUGUGUAGAAAAACCUGGACAAGCACAUCGUUUUCAAACAUCUGGUCAGAAGAAGUGUUCCAACCUUUUUAAUGAAAUAUUCUUCUUGUCUUUUUCCUACAUGUUUACAUAUUUUGAGGCCGUUAUACAGUGAUAGUAUGAACAGGAACAGUAUCUAAGAGCCUCGUUAAACACAAGUGCUUCUGGUCAGAUUCAACCCUGCCCCAUGUCCUUUUCCUUGUCUCUCACUGGUUGUAUUGAACAGUUGUUGUGAAAUGAUUGUCUGUUUUAGUGUGUGCCGAAGCUCUUUUUCAACAGGGGUGAGUGUGUCUGCAUGUGAAACCAACAACUUUGUCUCAUGUAUUGUCUUUCUUGUUUGGUCAUAUUUAGGAUGUGCAAAUAAACCAUGGUUCAAUUCCCAA